CGAUUGUGAUAUCUAUCCAUCUCACCCCUCCGUACCUCCUAGUACUUGACCCGCAAAGGUAUCUUACAUCACGUGAACGGAUUAGAAUGGUGAAACAUGUCCUUCUUUAUACAGCACAAGCAUGGGGACACACGAAACCUCUAGUAUCCCUGAUGAUCUUAAUUGCCGAGUCGCAUUCGGACGUCGUGUUUACAUUCAUAACCAACGUCAUGUAUCCAAAAAUCAUAGCCGAGCUCGGGAAGCUACCAAAAGAGAGAUACGAGAAGGUCCAAGGACAAAUCCAUGUGAUACACAUCCAUAACCCUACCAUGGGGCCUUUCGCCUAUCCUGGACUCAUAGACGCAAUCAGGCGAUUGUACAGAUGCGAAUAUCUCACUUGCGCUACUUCAGGGAGAACGACAACCGGGCUGCCUAAACCUUGUCUUGCUAUUAUCGACCCAUUCGUAACUUUCGCGAUAGAUGCUAUCUGUCAAAUACGGGCAUCUCCGAAAGAACUCCCAAUUUUUUGUUGGAUGUCUUCGCCUGUUGGCGCCAUGAUCCGGGCGUUUGGUCCUCAAUAUCUAGGCGGAAGGGGGGAUAUCACUGUGGAAGUCGAUAAACUUGUUUCUGAGACUGGGAGGGAUCGAGCGGAGGUUGCGAUUGAGGUGUUCUCUAACGUCAAAGGGGAAGUCGUCACCAUGCCAGGGUAUCCACCCAUGUUUGACUACGAAUGGUUCCAGCAAGAGGUUGAUCUCGGUAUGACUACCCAUUUUCUUCGUGCGGGAAGGGAGAGCAUCCAUAAAGCAGAGGGAACAUUGUUCGUAACAGCCUCUGUCAUUGAACGAGAGGCGAUAGAAGCGAUGAAAGAGUAUUUCUGGGGGAUGGGGAAGCGUUUGGUUCCUGUUGGACUGGUGUCAAGUAUGAUGAUGCCGGAUGUUCAGGUUUCCAGUGAUACGGACGAUGAAGUGGUCGUUACGUUCUUGGAUAAAAUAUAUAAGGAACAAGGGGAGAAAUCCUUAUUCUAUGUCUCCUUCGGUUCAGUCUGGUGGCCCAAAGACGCCACAAAGGUAUACGCUGUCAUUGACGAACUGAUCCAAAGACGCACUCCGUUCAUCCUUGGCCACGGAUCUCCAAGGGCUAACGUUCCCGAAGAGGUCAAAUCAAAAAUUGCAGUUUCUGGGAUUGGUUUAGAAGUAAAAUGGGCGCCUCAGGAGACGAUUCUACGGCACCCAGCCACCGGAUGGUUCAUAACGCAUGGUGGAUGGAAUAGUGUUCAAGAGGGGUUACAGUACAAGGUGCCUUUAAUAUUUUGGCCUAUGAGUGGGGAUCAACCUAUGAACGCUUCACUCAUGACGCUCAAGCAUCGAGCUGGUUUUCAGCUGAUAUCAGUUCGUACCGGGAAACAUACAAAACGGCCGUAUCGGUGUGAUUACGAACCAUCAUUUAGUGUCGAAGCGGUCCGGGAGGAGUUUCGACUUAUGGUAGAGAAAUGCAGAGGAGAAGAUGGCCGAAUGGUUAGAGCUAACUUUGAACAGCUCCGAGAGGCGGUUUUGCAUCUUUGGGACAUUGAAGGAGGAGAGGCUAGAGUGGAGAUUGAAGAGUUCUUAAAAGCCACUGACGUGAUAGUUCGGAGAUUUGAUGAAGCGUCCUCCUUUAAAGUAUGGUCAGGUUUGAGAUCCGUCUUCGUGCUGACCUGAAAUGCACAACACUACUAGUUGGGCA
Molecule: messenger RNA, 1701 nt
Organism: Marasmius oreades (fairy-ring Marasmius)
Lineage: Eukaryota; Fungi; Basidiomycota; Agaricomycetes; Agaricales; Marasmiaceae
Exons: 9
Coding region: 87-1676 (529 amino acids)
Molecular function (GO): UDP-glycosyltransferase activity
Source: RefSeq, a predicted model, not a curated record